This is a messenger RNA of Arabidopsis lyrata subsp. lyrata, 1562 nucleotides long. Its product is annotated as zinc-finger homeodomain protein 8. The record is from RefSeq and is a predicted model, not a curated record. The coding region runs from base 448 to 1269 and encodes 273 amino acids. Gene Ontology annotation, molecular function: DNA-binding transcription factor activity; transcription cis-regulatory region binding. Gene Ontology annotation, cellular component: nucleus. NCBI's taxonomy places the organism in Eukaryota, Viridiplantae, Streptophyta, Magnoliopsida, Brassicales, Brassicaceae. The transcript has a single exon. Gene Ontology annotation, biological process: regulation of DNA-templated transcription; regulation of developmental process.
UGGUUAAAAAAAAAUGUUCAAGCAGAAAAAAUGAAACCCCAUAAUGAUUAUGAAUCUCAACCACACAAGUUGGAUUUCUCAUUAUCAACAGUCUUCAACUUCUCAUCUCUUUCUUCCUCCAUGAGAGACUUGAGUAAUAAUAAUACACAUAUUUUAAAAUUUCUCCUUCUCUAAUCUUAUAUCUGUCCCAAAUACAUAAACCUAUAACCCCCAAAUUUCCCAAAGAUUUAAUUCGACUUUACAAUUAAAAAAAACAGUUUUGUUUAGUGCAAUCUUUACCUUAUCUUCCUUCACUUCUCAUCUAUUCUUCUUCUUCCUCCAUCUCUAGAAAAUCAUAAUACUUUUUGUUUCUUAAAUCUUAUUUGUAUUCCAAUAACCAAAACCCAUCUCAAACAUUUCAAGUUUACAAAACAUUUGUUUUUGAAACCCUAAAUGUUUUGAGUUGUCAUGGAUGUAAAUGUAAUGGCUACUACAACUACUAUAGUAUCCGACCUGGAUUCACGACAGCCCGAAACCGAAGCUCCGACCCGGAUCCAGCCCGCGAAGCCUAUUUCUUUCUCCAACGGCAAACGCUGCCACCACCAUCAUCUUGCGUCUGAAGCGGUUGCGGUUGCGACUUAUAAAGAAUGUCUAAAGAAUCACGCCGCGGGAAUUGGUGGUCACGCUUUAGAUGGAUGCGGCGAGUUUAUGCCGUCUCCGUUGUUUAACACCAACGAACCUACGUCACUAACGUGCGCCGCCUGCGGUUGCCACCGUAACUUCCACCGCCGUGAAGAAGAUCCAUCUUCUCUUUCUGCCGUCGUCCCGGCGAUCGAAUUUCGUCCUCACAACCGUCACCAGCUUCCUCCGCCUCCUCCUCCUCAUGCGGUGGGGAUUCGUAGUCCAGACAAUGAUGAUUCACCUUCUCCGCCGCCGAUCUCGUCUUCUUACAUGCUUCUUGCACUCUCCGGAGGAGGGGGAGGAGCUAACACCGCGGUUCCGAUGUCUAGGAAACGUUUUAGGACGAAGUUUAGUCAGUAUCAGAAGGAAAAGAUGUUUGAGUUCUCGGAGAGAGUUGGGUGGAGGAUGCCGAAAGCUGAUGACGUGGAUGUUAAGGAGUUUUGUCGGGAGAUUGGAGUUGAUAAAAGCGUUUUCAAAGUGUGGAUGCACAACAACAAGAUUUCAGGACGCGGCGGAGCUAGAAGAGCUAACACCGGAGGUGUAGGAGGUGGAGGAGGAGAUAGUCGUGAGAGUGUUGUUCCGACGAAUGGGUCGUUUUCUUCGACGUGACGAAAAGAACGGAAAACGUUGGAAAAGCGUCGUCGUUUAGAGGCUAAUUCUUUCUUUUUUUUUUCUGGUUUUCCUUUGUGUUUUUAAUAUUUUUUAUUUUAGUCAACGGGUCAAAUCUUUUUCUGUUCCACUUUGAUAAGUGUUUUGUCUUGUUAUGUUUUGUUAGUAGUUUAUCUUUUGUUAGAGAGGUAAUUUGAGAUGUAGCUUUCGAACAAAUGCGAGAGAGAUAAAAAGAGUAACCUCCUAAAAUUGAAUAACAGAGUGAAUUAAUCCAAUUGUUUAAUAAAUUUCUA